This is a messenger RNA of Onychostoma macrolepis, 807 nucleotides long. It is a transcript of the gene tnnt2c, whose product is annotated as troponin T2c, cardiac. Lineage: Eukaryota; Metazoa; Chordata; Actinopteri; Cypriniformes; Cyprinidae. Gene Ontology annotation, cellular component: troponin complex. The record is from RefSeq and is a predicted model, not a curated record. Gene Ontology annotation, molecular function: tropomyosin binding; troponin C binding; troponin I binding. Bases 1 to 807 code for a protein of 268 amino acids. The transcript has a single exon. Gene Ontology annotation, biological process: sarcomere organization; regulation of muscle contraction; cardiac muscle contraction.
AUGUGUGACACAGAGGAGUUUGUGGAGGAGUUUGAGGAAGAACAGGAGGAGGUGAACGAAGAGGAAGAGGAGGAGGUUGAAGAGGCUGAGGAGGAAGAAGAGGCUGAAGAAGAAAAAACUUAUGAGAAAGAGGCAGAGGAGGACACCAAACCAAAGCCCAAGAUGUUUGUUCCCAACAUUAUGGCACCAAAGCUGCCUGAAGGAGAGAAGGUGGACUUUGAUGACAUCCACCGGAAGCGUGCGGAGAAGGACUUCAAUGAAUUGCAGAGUCUCAUUCAGCUGCACUUCUCCACCAGGCAGAAGGAAGAGGAUGAGCUCGUGGGUUUGAAGAACCGUAUUGAGCGGCGUCGGGCUGAUCGUGCUGAGCAGCUGCGCGUCAGAGCGGAGCGUGAUCGCGAGAGGCAGGCGCGACUUGCCGAGGAAAGAGCACGGCGUGAAGAGGAGGCCGCCAAACUGCGAGCCGAGGAGGAUGCCAGGAAAAAGAAGAUCCUUUCCAACAAGGGCUACGGUGGCUUCCUGCAGAAGGUGGAUCAGAAGAAGGGCAAGAGGAUGACAGAGCGCGAGAAGAAGACCAAGUGUCUGAUGGAGCGUCGCAAACCGCUCAACAUCGAUCAUCUCAACCAGGAGAAGCUGGGAGAGAAAGUCCUUGACCUUUGGAAGUGGUUCACUCAACUCCACGCUGAGAAGUUUGAGCUGGCAGAAAAGUUAAAGAAGCAGAAGUAUGACAUCAAUGUUUUGCGAAACCGCGUUAUUGACCAUCAAAGAGGAGCCAAGACAUCCAAGACCACCAGGAAGUCCUGGAAAUAA